AUGAGUUCCUUCAUGAUAUGUCUGAACUUCAGUGCCUUCCCCCUACUCGUGAACCACGCGUAACGGAGCACAUUGAGCAGAUAAUUGAUUUGAUAACCAAGAUAAUGGACAAUGGGAAAGCCUAUACUAUCGAAGGGGAUGUGUAUUUCUCUGUCGAUAACUUCCCUGAUUAUCUGAGUUUAUCUGGAAGGAAGGUAGACCAUAACCUUCCAGGGAAAAGGGUAACCGUUGAUACAAGAAAGCGAAAUCCUGCAGACUUUGCAUUGUGGAAGUCUGCCAAGGAGGGUGAACCAUCUUGGGAGAGUCCUUGGGGUCUUGGGCCUCUUGGCAGACCAGGAUGGCAUAUUGAGUGCAGUGCGAUGAGCGCUCAUUAUUUGGGCAAGGUUUUUGAUAUUCAUGGCGGAGGAAAAGAUUUGAUCUUUCCUCAUCAUGAGAAUGAGCUCGCACAAAGCCAAGCAGCUUACCCUGAGAGUGAGGUAAAAUGCUGGAUGCAUAAUGGUUUUGUCAACAAGGAUGGCCAGAAAAUGGCUAAAGCAGAUAAAAACUUCUUCACCAUCAGAGAUAUUAUUUCUCUGUACCAUCCCAUGGCUUUAAGAUUAUUUCUGAUGCGUACACAUUAUAGAUCAGAUGUAAACCACUCUGAUACAGCCCUUCAGGAAUGCAAGUUGGAAAACUAUAUACCAGCUGAUGAUCAAAAGUUGAUCGACGAGAACCAUUCAAAAUUUCUUGAGAAAAUGUCAGAUGAUCUGCAUACAACAGCUGUUCUUGAUCACCUUUUGGUGCCAUUGAGGGCAAUAAACAAUAAUCUAAGCGAUUUGAAGAAGUUGCAGCAAAGACUAGAUCAUCAGAAAAAGAAGCAGUCACUGAGGCAGAAGCAGCAACAGAAAAAACCAGAAGAUUAUGUCCAAACUCUGGUUGCCUUGCAGAAUGAAGUCAAGGAGAAACUAUCUAUACUUGGAUUGAUGCCAUCGUCAUCUUUGGCUGAGGCACUGAGACAACUGAAGGAGAAGGCAUUGAAGCGAGCAGGCAUGACAGCAGAACAAUUACAUCAGCUGAUCGAACAGCGAAUACUUGCUAGGAAGAACAAGGAUUUCGCCGAGUCUGACCGGAUCAGAACAGAUCUCUCUGCUCUCGGCAUUGCUCUGAUGGAUGAGCCUACUGGGACAUUAUGGAAGCCAUCUGAACCAGAACUAACUGGAGAAUCGUGACAUAUAUGAUCCAAUCGCUUUCUGUUCUUCAUGUGAAUGUAAGAGAAAAAAAAGGGGAACAGACAUCUUUAGACCAUAACAUGAAUAUUUUUAUUUUUACUGUUCACAACCAACUGAAUUAUUCUUCUAUUAAUUUCAUAU
Messenger RNA from Oryza brachyantha (malo sina), 1349 nucleotides. RefSeq names its product cysteine--tRNA ligase CPS1 homolog, chloroplastic/mitochondrial-like. The record is from RefSeq and is a predicted model, not a curated record. Bases 18 to 1208 code for a protein of 396 amino acids. Gene Ontology annotation, biological process: cysteinyl-tRNA aminoacylation. Lineage: Eukaryota; Viridiplantae; Streptophyta; Magnoliopsida; Poales; Poaceae. Gene Ontology annotation, cellular component: cytoplasm. Gene Ontology annotation, molecular function: cysteine-tRNA ligase activity; ATP binding. The transcript is spliced from 7 exons.